Daucus carota subsp. sativus is the source of this 3883-nucleotide messenger RNA. Its product is annotated as NF-X1-type zinc finger protein NFXL1. The transcript has 2 exons. Gene Ontology annotation, biological process: regulation of DNA-templated transcription. The record is from RefSeq and is a predicted model, not a curated record. The coding region runs from base 224 to 3625 and encodes 1133 amino acids. Gene Ontology annotation, molecular function: DNA-binding transcription factor activity, RNA polymerase II-specific; RNA polymerase II transcription regulatory region sequence-specific DNA binding; zinc ion binding. NCBI's taxonomy places the organism in Eukaryota, Viridiplantae, Streptophyta, Magnoliopsida, Apiales, Apiaceae. Gene Ontology annotation, cellular component: nucleus.
AUUAAAUCCCCAUUUCUCAUCUCUCGCUCCCCCAGUAUAAAUAAGAAACAAAAGCUCCUAUUAUUUCAUCGCAAUUAUACAUCAAACCCGUAUACGUAUACAACUAGCUGCAAAGAAGGGGCCGCCUAUACAUACACAUAUACGUACGCGCGUAUCGCAGAUCUUUGUGGCGGAGGAGAGCUCAUCUUUAAUCACCCUUUCAUCUUCUGUUCAGGAACAAAAUAUGAGCUUUCAAGUCCCAAAUGAAAGAAGGGAAAAUAGUAAUAACAACAGCAAUAGUCGGACUCGGAUUCCCCAAAAUCAAAGUGGUCGAGGUGGACGAAGAGAGUGGAUUCCGAGAGGGACUAAUAAUGUUGUUGCUACUACAAACUUAACGCCUACGCCUGCUGCUGGGUCUGAGUCCAGUGUAGUUGAGGGAAUGCCUGCACUAGUUAGGCAGAAACGGAAUGGGAGUGGCGAGGGAUCAUCUAUGGGUGGGAGAGGGAGGUCUAAUGGAAGUUAUGGGGAUUUUAGUAAGAGAUCGGUGUUGAAUGGCAGUGGGAACAGACAGAACUUGGGUUCGAGGGGGCAGCAUUAUGGUAAGCCAUUGAAUCAGAAGAGGGAGAAAGCGAAGGAACAGAGUGUGCCCAAGGACUCUAGUUUGCCGCAGCUAGUGCAGGAAAUUCAAGAGAAGCUGAUGAAGGGUACGGUUGAAUGCAUGAUUUGUUAUGAUAUGGUGAAAAGAUCUGCGCCAGUUUGGUCUUGUUCUAGCUGUUACUCAAUUUUUCAUCUGCAUUGUACCAAGAAAUGGGCACGUGCUCCUACUUCUGUUGACCUAUCAGCUGGAAAGGAUCAGGGAUUUAAUUGGCGAUGUCCUGGUUGCCAAUCUGUUCAGCUUACAUCUUCAAAGGAGAUUCGAUAUGUUUGCUUUUGUAGAAAGAGGGAAGAACCACCAUCUGAUCUUUAUCUGACACCUCAUUCGUGUGGGGAACCUUGUGGAAAACCACUUGAGAAAGAGAUUCCAGGUGCUGGUGUGACCAAGGAGGAUCUAUGUCCUCAUCUUUGUGUUUUGCAAUGUCAUCCCGGUCCUUGCCCACCUUGCAAGGCAUUUGCUCCACCACGAUUGUGUCCUUGUGGUAAGAAGGUAAUUACAACGAGAUGCUCUGAUCGCAAGUCUGUUCUUACAUGUGGAGAGCGCUGUGAUAAACUUCUUGAUUGUUGGCGUCAUCGUUGUGAAAAAAUAUGCCAUGUCGGUCCAUGUGAUACUUGUCAGGUUGUAAUUAACGCCUCUUGCUUCUGCAAGAAAAAGUCUGAAUCUGUUCUUUGUGGAGACUUGACUGUGAAGGGAGAAGUUGAUGUAGUAGAUGGUCUAUUCUCAUGCUCUUUACCCUGUGAAAAGCUGCUUAGUUGUGGAAACCAUGUCUGCACAGCACCUUGCCAUCCAGGGCCAUGUGGGGAUUGUGACUUAUUACCAGGAAAGAUUAAGACAUGCUACUGUGGUAAAACAGGGUUAGAACAGGAAAGACAUAGUUGUUUGGAUCCAAUUCCUACCUGUUCAGAAAUCUGCAGCAAAACACUCCCUUGUGGGUCACAUAAGUGUAAGGAGGUAUGCCACUCAGGUGAUUGUGCACCAUGUCAAAUGCUUGUAACUCAGAAGUGCCGAUGUGGAUCAACCUCUAGAACUGUGGAAUGCUACAAGACGAUGGGCGAUGACAAAUUUGCUUGUGAUAAACCUUGUGGCCAGAAGAAGAGCUGUGGGAGGCAUCGGUGCAGUGAGCGAUGCUGCCCUCUAUCUAGUUCAAAGAAUCCAUUGCCAGGUGAUUGGGACCCGCAUUUGUGCUCCAUGUCCUGUGGUAAGAAGUUGAGGUGCGGGCAGCAUUCCUGUGAAUCUCUUUGUCACAGUGGACAUUGCCCUCCUUGCCCUGAAACAAUAUUUACUGACCUGACAUGCGCAUGUGGAAGAACUUCAAUUCCUCCUCCACAGCCUUGUGGUACACCUCCCCCUUCAUGUCAGUUACCUUGCUCAGUUGCUCAGUCUUGUGGCCACUCAUCCACCCACAGUUGCCACUUUGGGGAUUGUCCUCCCUGUUCAGUUCCUGUAGCAAAGGAGUGUAUUGGAGGACACGUGGUCCUCAGGAACAUACCCUGUGGAUCCAAAGACAUCAGAUGUAACCAGCUUUGUGGGAAAACUAGGCAAUGUGGCAUGCACGCAUGUGCAAGAACUUGUCAUCCUUCACCAUGUGAUUCUUCUACUGUACCUACUUCUGGUUUGAGGGCAUCUUGUGGGCAAACAUGCGGUGCACCAAGAAGAGACUGUCGGCAUACAUGCAGUGCUCUUUGUCACCCCUCUUCAUUGUGCCCUGAUGUUAGAUGCGAGUUUCGGGUCACAAUUACAUGCUCUUGUGGAAAUAUUAGCGCUACUGUUCCUUGUGAUGCAGGGGGCAGCAACAACGGGCACAAUGUUGACUCUCUUCUUGAGCUUUCUGCAGUCCAGAAACUGCCUGUUCCGCUUCAGCCAGUGGAAGCAAAUGGAAAGCGAAUUCCACUUGGGCAAAGGAAGCUCACCUGUGACGAUGAGUGUUUGAAGAUGGAACGCAAACGUGCACUUGCAGAUGCAUUUGGUAUUACUCCAAAUCUGGAAGCACUUCAUUUUGGUGAGAGUUCAGCUGUUUCGGAAGUGCUUUCUGACUUGUUUAGGCGGGAUCCUAAGUGGGUCUUAGCUGUUGAAGAGAGAUGCAAGUUUUUGGUCCUUGGCAGGGGUAGAGGUGGUUCCAGUUCCCUUAAGGUUCACGUAUUUUGUCCAAUGCUGAAAGAGAAGAGAGAUGCAGUGAGGCUAAUAGCUGAGCGCUGGAAGCUAUCAAUCAGCGCUGCUGGCUGGGAGCCAAAGCGUUUUAUUGUGGUUCAUGUUACUCCGAAAUCGAAAGCCCCAGCUCGUAUUUUUGGUUCCAAAGGUACAACAACAGCAAAUAUGAUAACUCCAUCUGUGUUUGAUCCUCUGGUAGACAUGGAUCCCAGGCUUGUUGUUGCUCUAUUUGAAUUGCCAAGUGAUGCAGAUAUCAGUGCAUUGGUCUUGAGGUUUGGUGGAGAGUGUGAGUUAGUCUGGUUGAAUGACAAGAAUGCAUUGGCUGUCUUUAGUGAUCCUGCUCGGGCUGCUACUGCCAUGAGGAGGUUGGACCAAGGAUCUUUGUAUUAUGGGGCAGUAGUCCUUCAAAAUGGGGGUGUUCCUGGAGUGGCUUCCGGAGCCAAUGCUUGGGGUGGUCCAGGGGCUCCGAAGGAUGGAGGAUCAGGUUUGGCUAUGAAGGGAAAUCCAUGGAAGAAGGCUGUGGUUCAGGAGCCUGAUUGGAGGGUGAGUUCAUGGGGCGAUGAGGAGGAAACGGUGGGUGAUUCCACUCGAUUGGAAGCAUCUGUUCUGAAGAGAAACGAUGCGCCUAUCCCUGCUUCAUCGAACAGAUGGAGCAUUCUAGAUGCUGAGACCACUCCUAGUUCAUCUACUUCUGUAGUGCAAAUUACAGAUCCUGGGGAACAGUCAAAAAGCCAGAUGGUUUCUACACUGGAAUCUGGAUCAAGUUCUUCAGUUACUGUGGAAAAGCACAUGGAUGAGCAAACAUCAGAGACUGUGGAGGAUUGGGAGAAAGCCUUUGAUUGACAAAUGAAGUAGCAGGGUUGGAUUUAGCAACUGGUUCUUGGAUUUAUACCUAGUUUUUCACUUUUGGUUUCAGUUGCCCAUUUUUGUGGUGGCCUGCUUUUGAUUUUACUGAAAUUUGAUGUGCUGGUAGAGAAUUAAUCUCUCCUCAAUCAAAAGAUUUGUAUGCAUUAUAUGCUCUAUUUUGUUUUGUUACGGAGACGCAACAAUGCACUACAUGUUUGUCAAUGGAAAAUGAAGAUCAUACCGGUUCUUGAAAAA